Molecule: messenger RNA, 1723 nt
Organism: Daphnia pulex (common water flea)
Lineage: Eukaryota; Metazoa; Arthropoda; Branchiopoda; Diplostraca; Daphniidae
Product: lactosylceramide 1,3-N-acetyl-beta-D-glucosaminyltransferase-like
Exons: 4
Coding region: 192-1679 (495 amino acids)
Cellular component (GO): membrane
Molecular function (GO): hexosyltransferase activity
Source: RefSeq, a predicted model, not a curated record
AUACUAUAUACAACUCGAAUAGCGAAGGUUGAACGUUAGUUAUUCCCAUAUACCUCUCUUGAUUAUAUUGAGUAUAUUUGAUGGUCGCUGAUGGGUCAAACACACUAAAACUAAACUAAAUUUCAAAACUAUACCAAAAUUUGUUUUUGAAAAUCUAUCCCCGGCACAAAGGUCGCACAGCAAAGGCCAUCAUGAAUUUGAAUAGUCUGACAAAAUUCCGGCGAUUUUUGAGUCCACAAUUAUUCAUCGCUAUCAGUGUCGUAUUGCUGUUAUUAAUAACCACCGGCGUUUUCUACUUCAUUUGUUAUUCUAACAUAGGCCUAUUUUAUGCUGAGCAGAGGUUCCAAUCUAUUAGGAAUGUGAUGGUAGACGACACCAAUAUUGCCAAACUUUCAUGUGACAACAAGAAUCUGGACGAAACGAUAGAUUUUUUAUACCAAGAGAAACAAAUUCUAGAAGGAAAAAUUAAUGUUUGCCAAAACGAGAUGCUAAGCCUGAAAAAAACAUUGCAAACUGAGAAAGAAAAGGAAAUUCAUUUAAAAGCCAACACGACGACAACAGCAGCACUCGAUCGAAAGUUAUUUAAUUACAUGGCGACACAUUUGCGGAACACGCCCUACCCCGGAGCGGAAAACUACACCCGGUACACGGUGGCUCGCCUAGGGAUGUUGCCGUUGGCCGGAAUCGAACCACUCAAACCGGAAUACGGUCCCGUGAUUAAUAAUUUUACGUCGUUUCGGUAUCCCAUCACCAUUUCGCCGUGUCAAAAAGUGAAAACAGAUUAUCCAAGUGUUUUCAUCGCUGUCGUAUCGGCCCCGGAUAAUUUCGAGAAGCGAAACAUAAUCCGACAGACGUGGCGAACUCAUCUCAAUCUCGACGAUCACAAAAAAAUGAUGAACAUUAUCGGAUUCGCUUUCAUUUUAGGAUUGGCGGACAAAAAUGUAACGCAAAUCAAAAUCGAAGAAGAAAGCAAAACUCACAAAGACAUCCUUCAAAUUGAAAUCCCUGACAUAUAUUAUAGAUUGGCUAUUAAAGUGGCUGGCCUCUUCAACUGGUUGAACAGAUACUGCGCAGCACAAAUUGAUUUUCUACUGAAGGUGGACGACGAUGUCUACGUCAAUGUGCGCAAUCUAGCUCAUUUCGUUAACGAGCAGAAGGUGCAACCGUCCAUCAAUCAGACGUUGUUCGGUUCCUAUAUUGGUUACGGUAGAGACUACAUUCCUGAUCGAGAAGGAAAACAUUUUAUCUCAUACGAGGAGUGGCCAUGGACUAGAUAUCCUCGUUUUUUUAAUGGGCCGGGUGUGGUCAUUUCCGGGAAUUCAAUUCUUUCUUUAUUGGCUGCCAUGCAAACGACGCCUAUAAUGACGUCUGAUGACGUUUAUUACAUCGGUAUUUGUACAGAAAAAACUAACAUCACUCUUCAUUUUUCUUCCAAAUCGACCAGCGUCUUCUCGAUGGAAUGCCCUGACUUAUCCCGACCCUGCAAUCUGCGUCUUUUUGUUUCAUGGCUGACUUCUUCGGGCAGUUUAAUGAAUCAGUCUCACGUGGCUAUUGAAAACUUCUAUCAAAAUAAAACCCAAUGCGUCGUCAGCACCGGAUCAAACGGUACCAACACGACAAUUAACCAAAAUGAGCCUGUUCAUUUUUACUUUGAUGCAUAUUUUCACCCAUCCGUUUAGCCUGCGGAAUCAAGGCACAAUACAUUAUACGUACACUAAACUUC